Molecule: messenger RNA, 2392 nt
Organism: Asparagus officinalis (garden asparagus)
Lineage: Eukaryota; Viridiplantae; Streptophyta; Magnoliopsida; Asparagales; Asparagaceae
Product: NADPH--cytochrome P450 reductase-like
Exons: 18
Coding region: 202-2313 (703 amino acids)
Cellular component (GO): cytosol
Molecular function (GO): NADPH-hemoprotein reductase activity; flavin adenine dinucleotide binding; FMN binding
Source: RefSeq, a predicted model, not a curated record
AUUUUGGGUAGGUGAUCAAAACCGCACCAGAAAUAAAACCCAUACAUCCUCUCCCCGUUCUCUCUCAGCUCUCUCCCUCUCUCUCCUCUCUCUCUCUCUCCUCUCCUCUCCCGCUCUCUCACCAAACCAAAGAACUAGAGAGAGAAAGCAAGAGCCGAGGCGGGAGAGAGGGGGAUCCAUCAAUCGAUCUGGACUCGGAUCAUGCAAUCGGAGACGAUGAAGCUCUCACCUCUAGAUCUGAUGACGGCGCUUUUGACCGGAAAGCUCGGCGACGGUGGACUGCCGCCUGAGGCGGCGGCGAUCGCGGAGAACCGGGAGCUUCUGAUGAUCUUGACGACGGCGAUCGCGGUUCUGAUCGGAUGCGCUGUGGUUUUUCUGUGGAAGCGAUCGAGCGGGAAGUCGAGCAAGUCGGUGGAGGCUCCGAGGCCGCUCGUGGUGAAGAAGGAGGCGGAGCCUGAGGUUGACGAUGGGAAGAAGAAGGUUACGAUCUUUUUCGGGACCCAGACUGGGACUGCUGAGGGUUUUGCUAAGGCGCUGGCGGAAGAGGCCAAGGCUAGAUACGACAAGGCGGUGUUCAAAGUCGUCGAUCUGGAUGAUUAUGCGGCUGAUGACGACGAGUACGAGGAGAAGAUGAAGAAGGAAAGUCUAGCUCUGUUCUUCAUGGCAACGUACGGAGAUGGGGAACCGACUGAUAAUGCUGCUAGAUUCUACAAAUGGUUUACUGAGGGGAAAGAGAGGGAAAAGUGGCUGGACAACCUCCAGUAUGCUGUGUUUGGUCUGGGCAACAAGCAGUAUGAGCAUUUCAAUAAGGUCGCAAAGGUCGUAGAUGAGAUCCUUGAUGAACAGGGAGCAAAACGUCUUGUCCCAGUGGGGCUCGGGGACGAUGACCAGUGCAUUGAGGAUGAUUUCACUGCAUGGAGAGAGCUAUUAUGGCCAGAAUUAGAUCAGCUGCUUCGAGAUGAAGAUGAUGCAUCAGGUGCAUCUACAACUUACAGAGCUGCUGUUCCUGAAUACCGUGUUGUGGUCAUUGACUCUGCAGCCACAUCUCAUUUGGAGAAGAACUGGAGUCUUGCAAAUGGUCAUGCUGUUCAUGAUAUCCACCAUCCAUGCAGAGCUAAUGUGGCUGUGCGGAAAGAGCUUCAUACUCCAGCUUCUGAUCGUUCCUGCAUUCAUCUGGAGUUCGACAUUGCUGGGACUGGUCUUCGAUAUGAAACGGGAGACCAUGUUGGUGUAUAUUCGGAGAAUUCCCUUGAGACCGUAGAGGAGGCUGAAAAGCUAUUAGGCCUUCCAUCAGACACAUUCUUCUCUAUUCAUGCUGACAAUGAAGAUGGAACUCCGCUAAGUGGCAGCACUCUGCCACCUCCUUUCCCAUCUCCAUGCACUUUAAGAACUGCCCUUACACGAUAUGCUGAUCUUUUGAAUUCUCCUAAAAAGGCUGCUUUAGUUGCUUUAGCUGCACAUGCUUCUGAUCCCAACGAAGCGGAAAGAUUAAAUUUUUUGGCUUCUCCUGCUGGGAAGGAUGAAUAUUCUCAAUGGAUAGUUGCAAGUCAGAGGAGUCUCUUGGAGGUCAUGGCUGAGUUUCCUUCCGUCAAGCCUCCACUAGGAGUUUUCUUUGCAGCAAUAGCCCCUCGUUUGCUGCCUAGAUAUUAUUCAAUAUCAUCUUCACCAAGGAUGGCACCAACUAGAAUUCAUGUAACUUGUGCUUUAGUCUAUGGACCAACGCCGACAGGAAGGAUUCACAAAGGAGUCUGCUCAACCUGGAUGAAGCAUUCAAUUCCUAUGGAGAUAAGUGAAGAAUGCAGCUGGGCUCCUAUAUUUGUGAGACAGUCGAACUUUAAACUCCCUUCAGAUCCCUCCACGCCAAUUAUUAUGAUUGGCCCAGGCACGGGGUUGGCACCCUUCAGGGGUUUCUUGCAGGAAAGGUUGGCACUGAAGGAAGAUGGAGCAGAACUUGGCCCUGCCAUUCUCUUCUUUGGUUGCAGGAACCGGAAAAUGGAUUUCAUCUAUGAGGAUGAGCUGAACAAUUUCGUUGAGGCAGGGGCUCUUUCUGAACUAAUUGUAGCCUUUUCUCGUGAGGGUCCUUCAAAGGAAUAUGUGCAGCAUAAGAUGAUGGAGAAGGCCUCUGAGCUUUGGAAUACCAUCUCUAAUGGUGGAUAUCUGUAUGUCUGUGGUGAUGCUAAAGGCAUGGCCAGAGAUGUCCACAGAGUUCUUCAUACGAUAGCUCAAGAACAGGGGUCGUUGGAUAGCUCAAAGGCUGAGCACAUGGUGAAGAGUCUACAGAUGGAAGGAAGAUACCUGCGUGAUGUCUGGUGAUAUUUUCCACCCUUGAGUUGUGGAAGAAGAACCCCCUUAUACAGGUGGGUGACAAGAGGCACCCAAAAAAAAAAAAAAA